Molecule: messenger RNA, 2083 nt
Organism: Cotesia glomerata
Lineage: Eukaryota; Metazoa; Arthropoda; Insecta; Hymenoptera; Braconidae
Product: cationic amino acid transporter 2-like
Exons: 10
Coding region: 140-1909 (589 amino acids)
Biological process (GO): amino acid transport; transmembrane transport
Cellular component (GO): plasma membrane
Molecular function (GO): amino acid transmembrane transporter activity
Source: RefSeq, a predicted model, not a curated record
UGAACAGGGUAAUCGAGAAUCAAUUGAGACAAUUGGCAUCACGCUAAUUUAGUCUGAUUGUUCAAUUUUAGUUGGCUAUUUAAAUGCUAAAACAAGAAGAUAUUGUUAUAAAUAUUAAAAGUGCUUUAAAUUACGCAAGAUGUCAACGAAAUUGUGGAAAGCACUGACCAGGAAGAGAAUCGACAGGGAUUUAGAGGGCAAAGGUAAAUUAGCAAGAGUCCUGGGCUUGUUUGAUCUCACAGCACUAGGAGUCGGCGCUACUUUGGGAUUGGGAGUUUAUGUCCUUGCCGGAAGCGUUGCCAAAGCAACUGCUGGCCCCGCUGUUUGUGUUUCGUUUCUUAUUGCCGCUAUUGCGUCAGCUCUCUCAGGAAUGUGCUAUGCCGAAUUUGCUUCACGUGUCCCCAAGGCAGGCUCGGCUUACGUUUACAGCUAUGUAACAAUCGGCGAAUUUGUAGCUUUUGUAAUCGGGUGGAAUCUCAUCCUCGAGUAUGUAAUCGCGACCGCAAGUGUAGCUCGAGGGCUGAGCAAUUACGUUGAUUCCUUGAUUGAUAAUCAAAUGAAGAUUUAUUUUCAAUCAGUCAUGCCAAUAAAUGUGUCAUUUCUCUCAAAAUAUCCAGACUUUUUUGCCUUUUCCGUCGUCAUGCUUCUCUCUGUGCUUCUAUGUAUAGGCGCACAGGAAUCUUCGUAUCUUAAUAUGGGAUUUACAGCUGUAAAUUUGACGACAGUUUUAGUCGUCAUUGUUGCGGGUUCAAUAAAAGCUAAUCCAGCAAAUUGGAAUAUCGACCCUUCAACAAUUCCUCCCGAAUUUAAAAAUGCUGGAACAGGUGGAUUUAUGCCUUUUGGAAUAAGUGGAGUAAUGAUUGGAGCAGCCAAGUGUUUUUAUGGAUUUGUUGGUUUUGACGCUGUUGCUGCAACGGGCGAAGAAGCCAAAAAUCCACAAAAAACAAUUCCACUUGCAAUAGUGAUCUCUCUUGCUGUUAUUUUUGCAGCGUAUUUCUCCAUUUCUACUGUUCUUACAAUGAUGUGGCCCUACUACUUACAGGAUACAGAAGCACCACUUCCUUAUGCAUUCCAACAAAUUGGUUGGUCAUCAAUAAAGUGGAUCGUGAAUCUCGGAGCUGUUUCAGCUCUCUGCACUAAUCUUCUAGGCUCGAUGUUUCCACUUCCAAGAAUUCUUUACGCCAUGGCAAGUGACGGUGUGAUGUUUAAGUUUCUUUCAAAAAUUCACGACAAAACUCGCACUCCAAUUUGUGGAACUUUAGUUUCUGGAGUUUUUAUAGGUCUCAUGACUCUUAUGUUCGACUUGGAACAAUUGAUCGACAUGAUGUCAAUCGGUACUCUCUUAGCGUACACCAUAGUCGCUAUUUCCGUCCUUGUUCUCAGGUAUCAAAAAACAACACAAGGUGUCAAGAUAUCUACAAAUUCGAUAUCCGAACAACGUCCAACUCCUCUUGAAUAUUUCAAACAAAUUUUUAACGUUGACAAUCAAACAGUUACCAGCGAUUUUUCUAGUGAGAUUGCCAGCUGGGGAAUUGUUGUUUUUGCCUCAGCAGCAUUUAUGUUUGGUUUAAUUCUUAAUUCAGUACACUUUGAUGAUAGUGCAAUUAAUAUUUUCCUUUACGUUGUUUUAAUUGUUAUAAGUAUAAUUAUUGUUGUUACUGUGUUUGCUAUUAGUAGACAACCUAUUGAUCCAAUAAAACUCGCUUUUAAGGUACCGCUGGUUCCAUUCGCGCCUUGUCUUAGUAUAUUCAUAAAUUUAUUUUUAAUGCUUCAAUUAGACGUUUUUACAUGGAUUAGGUUUGCUGUAUGGAUGGUUAUCGGUUUUUGUAUCUACUUUUUCUAUGGAAUUAAACAUAGUUUACAAGGUCAAAAAAAUAUCGCACGACUUCUCGACACUCCAUUGCAAUAAAAUAUUUCUAAGUUAUUUUAUAACUCUUUUACGUUUUCAUUAAUAUCAUUGAAUGACUUUUUAAUUAAUAUUUUGUAAAUAUAUUACAUUAAGUAUUAAUAUGUAUCUAAUAAAUUUCAGAUUAUAAUAUUUAUAAUUGGUUUUAUUUUAGCAGUGACAGUAUAAAAAUAAUCC